Acanthamoeba castellanii str. Neff is the source of this 753-nucleotide messenger RNA. RefSeq lists its product as uncharacterized. Bases 1 to 753 code for a protein of 250 amino acids. NCBI's taxonomy places the organism in Eukaryota, Discosea, Longamoebia, Acanthamoebidae. The record is from RefSeq and is a predicted model, not a curated record. The transcript is spliced from 2 exons.
AUGAGGGCGAGGGAAGCGAGGAAGAAGACCCCACACGAACACCAAAAUCGACUAAAGAAGAAGACGAACGAGGGGAAGCACGUCAGGCGAAGGCGCACCGAGUUCGACCACUGCGCCUGGGCCGAGCUCGUUGCAGAGCGUUUCGAUUCCAAGCAGCGCUUCGAGUGCUGGCGCUGCGACGAACCCAAGGAAAGCCGCAUCCUCUACAAAUGGCACAUCGCCACAGACGAAGACCAGCCAGCGCAGCCCGCCGGCGUGGCUGAAGUGCCAGACGAUGGCGCGGCCGAGCAACGGGCAGCAGCACAAAUCGCGGAAGAUGAAGCACAACUUGGCGAAGAUGCCGCACCACCAGAAGAUGCCACUACUUCGGUCAAGACCAUCUGCCUGGGGUGCUAUGGCCACCUGCUGUCCUUGCGCAAGGGCCGCGACGCACCACCAGCCGGCCGCGAGGUGCAGCAGCAGCAUCAACGCGGGGAGGUGGACGGAGGUGGUGGCCAGCAGCACACACCCCAACGAGGAGGCCACGGCGCAGGCGUCGCGGUGGACCCCACCGAUACGGCACCCACAAGGCUGGCUCCACACCCGCACAAGCGACGCGAGAAGAAGCACGCUCGCGUGAGCUACGUCGUCCCCAAGGGCAUGCGUGGCGGCCGCGGAGCAACCCUCCGCGGCUUCGACCUAAGCUCCGAGCUCAAGCCACCACCCUCUCACCCAGGCGGCAUCGAAUCUGAAGGCUUCCGCGAACACAUGUGA